AUGGAUUUAGUCCGCGAGUCACCCUUGGGUCAGCUCUUAAGAGCGAUUACGAAGAAUAGGAUUCUACUUUAUCCAGAAGAAAAGCCAGGCUUUGUUGCAUCGAACCUCGAAGAGGUAGGACAUCAGGUUGAAUCUAAGCAAAGUCUUGGAGGCGACUCUGCAAUAACCACAUCGGCCCCAUACGACGGGGCGCACACGGACAACCAUGCAGGUUAUAUGGUUGAUUGGUACGGACCAGACGACCCAUCAAACCCGAGAAAUUGGUCAACAUGGAAGAAGAGAUUUGUGACUCUUCAGAUAGGUCUUUACACGUUCGCCGUAUAUGCUGGCUCGUCAAUCUAUUCAAUCAAACAAAAGCCUCAUUGGGCUUGGCAUUAUAUGUAUUGGGCUGCAUGUUCUUCCUCCGCCGUACACGCGAUACAUUCUAACGCCUCGGGUUUUGCAGAUGGCCUCGGUCCGUUGCUGUUCUCGCCCAUGAGUGAGGUUCCGUUAUAUGGCCGCAACAUUCCAUAUAUUGCCUCCCUCGUCAUCUUUGUCGUUUUGUGUGUUCCUACCGCUUUGGUUGACAACUUCGCCGGACUUAUGGUUCUUCGACUGCUCCAGGGCUUUUUCGGGAGCCCCUGUCUGGCAAGUGGUGGUGCCUCGAUGACAGAUAUAUACUCGGACCUUUAUCUACCGCUGGGAUUGACUGGUUGGGUUGCUGCGGCGUAUGGCGGACCGGCCCUUGGGCCGCUUUUGUCAGUCUUUUCAAUCGCUAAAAAGGGGUGGCGGUGGGCAAUGUGGGAAAUGCUCUGGAUGAGUGCACCCAUCCUUGUCCUGAUGAUCGUCUGUCUUCCAGAGACAUCGGCCGACAAUAUCCUGCUUCGUCGUGCACAACGACUACGCAGAGUGACCGGAAACUCCAAGUUUUUGUCACGGUCCGAGGUUGCGCAUGAGAGUCAACCAUUUCACAAAAUGGUCCUUCAUUACAUGACCAAACCGGUCGAGAUAAUGAUGAAAGAUCCAGCCGUCCUGUUCGCCAACGUCUACACCUCCCUGGUUUAUGGAAUCUAUUACUCCUUCUUCGAGGCAUUUCCAUUAGUGUAUCCGAUCAAGUACAGGAUGCAUCCUGCGAGUGCUACCCUGAUCUUCGUAUCAAUUAUUAUUGGCUGUGCGCUGGCAAUGACUGUGUAUAUUAUCUAUAUAUAUACCCGUCUGAUGCCUGAUCUAAGAGCAAAGGGCCAGCUUGAACACGAAUAUCGUUUGGCGCCUGCUCUGUUCGCUUCUUUGGGGCCACCAAUUGGACUUUUUAUUUUUGCCUGGACUGCCGACGGAAAGAUCAAUUGGGCAGUAAGCGCUCUCGGUGUCGUCAUUUACGCCGGAUCGGUCUUCAUUGUGUUGCAAUGCAUAAUUAUCUACCUGCCCCUUGCAUAUCCGAAGUAUUCAGCAUCGCUGUUUGCUGGAAAUGAUACAACACGAUCUUCUGUCGCGUUUGCGUUCAUCCUUUUCUCCCGAUCCAUGUUCAUCAACCUCGGUAUUGGCAGAGGCGUGACUCUAUUAGGCGGGUUGAGCAUCCUAGGGAUUAUAGGCAUGUUUGCUCUUUACCACUAUGGUGCAACCCUCCGUGCUAGGUCUAGAUUUGCAGAGCAUAGCUGA
This is a messenger RNA of Penicillium coprophilum, 1635 nucleotides long. RefSeq lists its product as uncharacterized. The record is from RefSeq and is a predicted model, not a curated record. Gene Ontology annotation, molecular function: fluconazole transmembrane transporter activity. The transcript is spliced from 7 exons. The coding region runs from base 1 to 1635 and encodes 544 amino acids. Gene Ontology annotation, biological process: xenobiotic detoxification by transmembrane export across the plasma membrane. NCBI's taxonomy places the organism in Eukaryota, Fungi, Ascomycota, Eurotiomycetes, Eurotiales, Aspergillaceae.